Messenger RNA from Colius striatus (speckled mousebird), 4482 nucleotides. RefSeq names its product centromere protein I (gene CENPI). The coding region runs from base 154 to 2403 and encodes 749 amino acids. The record is from RefSeq and is a predicted model, not a curated record. NCBI's taxonomy places the organism in Eukaryota, Metazoa, Chordata, Aves, Coliiformes, Coliidae. The transcript is spliced from 21 exons. Gene Ontology annotation, cellular component: kinetochore.
GUUUGAACUGCGCGGCGGUUGGAGCGGGGCGGCGGCGCUGAGGGAACCACCUCUCUGAUGUUCUUCAGCUCUUGGAGCCUGUUUUCAUGAUGGCCUGGGCUCUGUGUGCCAAAUGAGUAAAAUUCUCUGGUCUCAGCUGAGAGCUUUGAAAGGAUGCAGCGAAGACAGAGUUCUAAGACCCCAAAACAGAGCCUGCAAGUCCACCCUAAAAAUCAAACUGAUCUCUCUGCCUGGAGAAAAGGAGGGAGGAUUGACCCUAGAGAAAGUGGUGAGAAUCAUCCUAAUGAUGAAAGAAAUGACAGCACUCAAGGCUCCCUCGAGCAAGCCUUGAGCUACUUUGAGAAAGUUCAAGGGCAUGUUUCCCUGAAGAAGAACAGUGUUCUGCAGAAGCACCUGGCUACAGUGGAGAGCACAGCCCUGCAGACAGGAUUGCCCCCUGAAGGAUUUGAUGUGUUGCUCAACGUGGCACUCAGUGGGAAACUUGCUGAUACAGUGAAUACUCGUUUACUGAAGAGCCUGGUUCCAGCCUCAGUUGUACCAGAAACGUGUGUGGUUUCAUCUGUGUCCUGGCUCUGUGUUGGCAAAUGCUCAAGCAGCAUCCAGCUGCUGUUUUUGAGAUGGCUGAUCACGGUGUUUGACUUCAUCGAUCACAAGGAACAGCUUCAUGCCCUCUAUGGUUUCUUCUUUUCCUUCCUUCAAGAUGAGAAGAUGUGCCCCUAUGUCUGCCACCUGCUCUACCUCUUGACCAGGAAAGAAAAUGUCAAGCCUUUUCGGGUUAGGAGGCUGCUGGACCUUCAAGCAAAGAUGGGCUUGCAGUCUCACCUCCAGGCUCUACUAUCUCUUUACAAACUCUUCUGUCCUGAGCUGGUGACCAUAACACUUCCUAGCAAAAUGAAGACUUACUUCAAGAAUUCAGAGGGCCCAUGGAAAGCAGCAAUCAAGACCUUGAGGCGGAGGAAUCAGGGAAACUCACCCUUGUCCCAGCCACUGUUCUUAGGCACAGCUCAACCUCAGUCACGUAAAAGGAAAUGGAACAGCCAAUUGAUGCUGCCUAAAGUCAGUACAAGCAAAAGUAGUUUGGAAAGGGACAGGGGAAAGCCCCAUGUUGAUUUGCACAGUACAGAUGAGACUCUCCCAGUGGAGCUGCUGCAGACCUUUCCCCAGCUCCUACAAAACAUCCACCGGCUAGAGUUUCCAUCCCAGAUGGGCUCAGUGCUAACAAACCCAUUACUGCUUCACUACAUGAAUUGCAUCAAUGAUGAAUCCAUUUACCUGAGACUCAAUUAUUGGAUGGGCCAGACUCUUCAGGAAGAAUGCACCUGGUGUGUGGCUGAUAAUAGCAUCUAUGAAGAAGAAUUCAAAGACUUCCUGGAAACUGUCUGCAGGGCAGAGUGUUUCUUGCAGGAAGGAUUUUCUUCCUGUGAAGACUUCUUGUACAGGAGCCUCCCUCUGUGGGAUGGAGUCUGCUGCCAAUCACAAAUCCUCAGACUCGUGAGCUGGAUCCCCCUCAACAGCUUCUCUGAAAUGAAGUCCCACCUCUAUAAUCCUCUGGCACAGCUUUUUUUCACGUCAUCCCUUUACUUUAAGUGCAGUGUUCUUGAGAGCCUGAAAGAGCUGUUGCAGAACUGGUUGAAUUGGCAUGUGGUUCAUCUGGGUUCAGACUCUGAGACUCAAGUCCAUCCUUUGAACACCACCCUGUCCAGGUUAGUGACCGGCAUCACUGAGCUGAUCCACUUUGUGGGCAGGAUCUCUACCUUUGCCUUGAGUUUGGAAAACAAUUCCAGCUUCUUGCUGUACUUCAUCCUGGAUUUCUAUGAGACUGUGUGUGAUGUGUAUGAGAAGUACAACCUGCCUUUGUUGAUAAUGCCUCCUGCUGGGGUUUUCUACCCAGCACUCCUCAGCAUGGAUCCUGUCAACCUGAAUCAGCUGUGCUACAUUAUGUACAGGUAUCGAACCAACUUGGUGGCUGCAAAGGAAAAUGAGCUGAAUAAAAAGAAAAGACAGCAGUUCAAGCUCAGUAGCCAGACAUUUCAGGAGUACAACCAGUACACAAUAGCUAUGGUGGGUUGUCUGUGGACAUCCAGUGCAUUCCAGAAGGAUCUUCAUCCUCAAGGGCUUCGUAUGGAUGAUGAACUGCUGAAGACAACUGCAGUGCAAGACUUCAAAAACAGCUUUAACAUUGUCUACCACCCAGCCAUGAUUGGCCAUGCUGUCAACUUCCUGCAGCAGGUUUGUCCUCAUGAUACCACCUUAAACUUCAGUUUAAUUAAGGGAAAGAAGUGGAACUGGUACCUGGAAUAUCUCUAUGCACAAGGUUUAAAGGGUCUGAAGGUCUUCAUUGAAAGCAGCAUCAAUCGUGUUUCCCAGGCCUCCCACCGCAAAGCAGAGAACGCAGAGGUGUAACCCUGGGACUCACUGGAGCCUUUUUAUCACCAGGAACAGGAAAGCAGAAUAGAAUGGACUGUGUCACUAAUUCCUCUUUCCUCAAAGGAAAGAGAGGGAGCAAUUACCCUUGUCUGCAUUUUUGUACUGACAUCCCUUUGGAGAGAGGGAACCAUGGAAGGAAUGCUUAGGCUGGCUUGGUUCACUGACACUGAACCCUCUCCUGUCCUUGCUGAACUUGCCUGGUCAGAAGCUGCUGAGCUCAUAUGUAUCACCCAUGGGGUUUUUUCAUCCUCUCUUGGAGUGUCUGCUUUGACUGAGAAACAACCAUUUUCCAUCUCUAAACUGCAAUGAGCAGUGCUGCUUCACUUGUAAGUAAUGUUGCUCCCUGAGCUGCUUUGCUUUUAUUGACAGGAGAGAAUGAGAAACAAUUCAAUCAGCCUUCCAGGGAUACCAUGUAUGUACUGCACUACAAGUUCUUCAGUUCCCUCUUGUACCAUGUAUACAGUGGUUUUUAACAGGCUGCCCUUCCUGAACUUGCUCCCUAAAGACACUUUUGCCUAAGGCUGUUUAUGAUAUUCUAAUGCAGCUAGAAAGCUUGGUGCUCAGUUGUGGUUUAUUGAUGAUUUGAGCACUAGAACAAUGUUGCACCACUUCACUGUUUUCUAUGAAGUGCAAAUGUAGCUUCCCUCUGUGUGUUUUUAGCUCUGUGUUGUGUAUGAUACCUGUACAUAUGGAUGUAAUUUAUACUGUGUCAAAUGUUUUCAACAUGCCCCUUUGAAGGAACUCUGCUACAAAACAAGUCUUCUCCUGUUGCUUCAUGUCAACACUGCGUAGGAGUUGGGAGAAGCUGGACUCAGGUCUCUCAGAUUUGCAUGGACUUUCUUUCACUGCUGUAAAACAAGGCUGUAACCAUUUAAAAGAGAGAUUCUGCAUUGUCAGUCUGUACUUUUGAUUCAGUAAAGGAAUCAGUCCUGCAAGUGACUCCAGAGCCACUAAGGAUGUGUUCAGUUUCUUCAUCCUCUCAGGUCAGUCUGGCUCUAGCUUGAGUACAAUACUUCCCAGCUCAAACAGAUGAACUGGUGUGUAUAUUUAUAUCUGGGUAGACAUGUAUUCUCUCCAGAGAAUAAGAAAAUCUUUCACUGGAGGCUUUGAGAGAGGGAUUUGCAGAGGCAUCUGCCUAAAGGAUUGCCCUUUCUCAUCUGGCUGUGUUAUUCCAGCUAGUGUCAGUUCUGCUUGUUAAUUUGUGUCAAGAUUCUGUGUUCUCAACAGGGAUUCCUCCCAGUGGAUGUUUCCAGAUGUGGCCCUCACAUACAACCAGUUACCUCCUUAAAGAGCUGUUUUGGUCUAGCUUCUCUUGUUGGCUGAGCUAUCCCAACACCAUUGGUUGGCACUCUUCUAGUGUUGCCUUUUGUUUGACUCCUUAAAGGUUUCAGCUACAGACCCAAGGAGCAGUGCUCUGUAGCUCCAUAGUUGUUUUUAUGGAGCUGUCUUCAGGAAGGUAUUGGAAAUGUCAGCAUUUCUGCAGGGAAGCCAAUGUACUGCAUCCCUUAAGGACAGUUCAAGCCUUAACUUUAGUCCUUACACCAUACAGUUGUCUUCAGAUGUUGAUCAGCCUUAUACUUCCCUAUUGCUGCACUGGGAGUGUGUGUAGGAGUUGGGCUGGAGGGACUGACAGCCCUAGGGAAACAUGAGGUGAAGACACAGAGCCAGUUAUAGAUCUGUGUGUGGUAAACUCCUUCAGUGGGAAAAGGAACACAGAGCAUCUCAGAGCAUUCCUUCCUGGCCAGGAAGACAGACUUCAUCCUACCUCGUGCUGUUUGGAGUUUAUGCAGAGGUUAUGCUGUGUAGCAUUCUUGUCAGACUGGGCAGUGCUGCCAGGGACUGGUUGAGGUGUGAAAGGUGCCCAGGUCCUGGAGUGGGAGGAUUGGAAAUGGCUUUAAAGAGUCUUAUAGCUGAAUCCUUUAGGAUGUAUUGAAUGUUGUAGAGAUAUUGGUCCCUGAGAGCAGUUUUCCCUUGAGGCUGGUGUUUGGUUGAGAAAGCACAGGAUUGUGUUGUUGCAGCAUCACAGGUCUCUUAUUGAACCCCAUGUUACAAAAG